UUGGUUAAGCUACUGGUUUAGCACAUGAUGAUGAAGGAGCUAAAGAUGUUGGGCUUUUGGAGGGCUGUCCUUGCUGAAUUAUUUGGGACAACCAUAUUUGUCUUUUCUGGUAUUUCUGCAGCAAUUGGGAAUGGGAACCGCAGCUACCCAGACCAGGAAGUAAAGGUUGCAUUAGCAUUCGGGCUAGCCAUUGCUAUUUUGGGUCAGAGUUUGUGCCAUGUCAGUGGAGGUCAUCUAAACCCAGCAGUCACACUUGGAAUGCUGGUUAGCUGCCAGGUGAGCGUGUGCAGGGCAUUGUGGUACGUUGUGGCACAGGUAACUGGGGCUGUGAUUGCUAGCGGCAUUGUUCUGGGAGUAAGACCAUCAGUGGUGGAUUCACUUGGGCUGAAUAAGCUGAAUGGUGUCAGCCCAGGACAAGGCUUUGGGAUUGAGUUUCUCCUCACACUUCAGAUGGUGCUGUGCUUCCUAGCAACGAUGGAUAAAAGGCGGAACAACAUUGCUGGUUCAGCUCCGUUUGCAGUCGGCCUUUCUGUUGUUAUGGGUCACCUUGCAGGAAUUAGUUACACUGGCUGUGGACUCAACCCUGCUCGAUCGUUUGGUCCAGCUCUGGUGUUGGUGGAGUUUGAGCACCACUGGGUGUUUUGGGCAGGACCGCUGUGUGGCGGUGUUGUUGCAGCGCUCCUAUAUGACUUUGUCCUGUUUCCUAGAGGUACAGACAUUGCUGGCCGGCUGAAGAUUUUGUGUCAUGGUGCUGAGGCUUCAGAUGCAGAAACCGAACCCCUGCUUGAGGGUGGUGCUCCUGCAGCUCAGUGGGAGAAACCAUGAAAAUGGAAAAAUUUUCAAACUGCUGGAAAAUAAACCUGUACUGUAACUGUC
This is a messenger RNA of Tachysurus vachellii, 876 nucleotides long. Its product is annotated as aquaporin-1-like. Gene Ontology annotation, cellular component: membrane. The coding region runs from base 25 to 825 and encodes 266 amino acids. The record is from RefSeq and is a predicted model, not a curated record. Gene Ontology annotation, molecular function: carbon dioxide transmembrane transporter activity; glycerol transmembrane transporter activity; water channel activity. Lineage: Eukaryota; Metazoa; Chordata; Actinopteri; Siluriformes; Bagridae. The transcript is spliced from 4 exons. Gene Ontology annotation, biological process: carbon dioxide transmembrane transport; hyperosmotic response; renal water transport.